AUGCACCAAUUGCCGCAAUAUCACGGCUUUCUCGUGCGCCGCCCAGUGGAUCGUGGUUUUAUCGUAGAUGUCAAUCUUCAGGUACGUGUGUGGGAACAUGUCUUGCAAUACUUUGGUAUUGCUAAUGAGCAGAAUACGGACCUGUGGCUAACGACCCCCUUCGGCGCACCCAAGGCAGUGGCUGGUGUGUUGCACCACCUGCUCACAGUGAAGUUUCACUUCCGUGCGGUUACCUUCGUUAGCAGCUCUUUUCUUGUACUUCUUUGCUACGAGAGUGCAGCACAUCUAUGGGCAGAGAAGGCUAUAGACAAUAGUGGUGCACAUGGGAAGACUCGCAAAAGAACACGCAGCGAAAAUGUAGUGCAAGCAGGUUGCGGUGCGUUAGUAGAUUUAGGGUUCUCCCACACUACGAUAGUGCCUUAUAUAGGAUAUAAUCCUGUUUACUCUUCAAUAAUCCGUAUUGAUGUCGGCGGCAAAUUACUUACUAACCGUCUAAAGGAACACAUCUCCUUUACGCAAACUAAUCUGACAGAGGAUGGCUGGCUUGUCAAUCACAUCAAAGAGAAGUGUUGUCGAGUUGCUCUGCACCCCCGAGAGGAACUGAGGCAGUGCUGUGAGGCCGCAGCCACAAGAGGAGUAAAGGUGGGUACCGGGUCAGAGGUGAAAACGCAAGGCAGUGGCGUUGUGUACUAUCUCCCCGCGGUCCCUGCCCUUCAUCCUCUGGGCUGCCUCUCGACGGAACUGCCGAGCUCACUCAUUCAGACACAGUGCCAGGAACGUGAUAGUAAUGAAAGUAUUCAAUUACCAUGUCUACGCCUUAAUCAAGAAUGCUUCCUUGUUCCAGAAUUACUUUUCACGCCGUACGACGUUGGCCUCGAUCAGAUGGGUCUUAUUCAGGCACUAACAUCUAUCUGGAGACGCGGAAUACUUCAGCAAAUUCAAAUGAUGAGAAAUAUAGUGAUGUCUAACAUCUUUGUAUUCGGUGGAAUGGGACAAUGCCCAAACCUCAUAGAGCGACUUCGCCGUGAAGUACAAGAGAUACUACCAGAUUCAUAUAUCCCCCAUCCUGCUUCCAUUUGCACCACACUGAUCGGGAAAUCAACACUUAAAACGGAAAUAGAGUUUGCUUCCCUUUUGCCAUUGUGUGGGGCUAAAGUAAUUUUAGAUGGGACCAAUGAUAACAUGAGAAGAUGGCGCCAUAUGGCUCGAAGACGUUCAACGGUAGUAUUUAGUCGCCGUAAAAAAAUCUCAGAAAGCGACAUACAUGCAAAACUUCAAUGCAUUGUUUAG
Molecule: messenger RNA, 1290 nt
Organism: Phytomonas sp. EM1
Lineage: Eukaryota; Euglenozoa; Kinetoplastea; Trypanosomatida; Trypanosomatidae
Source: the annotation of a GenBank genome assembly